This is a messenger RNA of Drosophila ananassae, 763 nucleotides long. RefSeq names its product 39S ribosomal protein L40, mitochondrial (gene mRpL40). The record is from RefSeq and is a predicted model, not a curated record. NCBI's taxonomy places the organism in Eukaryota, Metazoa, Arthropoda, Insecta, Diptera, Drosophilidae. The transcript has 3 exons. Bases 89 to 685 code for a protein of 198 amino acids. Gene Ontology annotation, cellular component: mitochondrial large ribosomal subunit; mitochondrial ribosome.
AUAUAUAUCGGAAAGAAAUGUCCAUACUUUUACAUUUUUAACAGCUGACUGACAGAAACAUUACGCAAAGAAGUUUGCUUUUCUAAAAAUGUCAUUGCUUGCUGCUUUUGCGAGAUUGGGAAUUCAGGGCAGUAGAAGCGGCGGAGUCGCCGGUGCUGCUGUUGCACGAUGCCUGCACAUUUCUCCGGUUCUGUGCGCUGAGCCACUGAAGAAAAAGAAGAAACUAGACCCCCAAAUCAUUAAACAGAGGGAGGACCGCAAAAAGAAAAAGAUUGAAAAGCAAAUUCGACGGCUAGAGAAGAAUGCCCGCCAGCUGAAGCCGGUGGAAGAGUUGGAAGUACCACUGGAGCUGAUCGAUGAGAAGGACAAACGACAAAGAAAGCUAACGCCGCUGGGCAACGCUGAGCUGGAGGAGCGCGCUCUUCUGAAGAAGCAGUGGGCACAUUUCAAGCAUGAAGAGCGGGUGGCAGAUUUUCAAAUCAUCGACCGCCUCGUGCAAGCACAGAAUAAGGCCCUGGCCGAGCUACGAAGCGAGUCCGAGGAACUCUACCAGGCAGCCAUAGAAGUGGAUCCUCAGUUACUACCCGUCGCCGUCAAGGGACCAGUGGCAACACCUCCUAUUAAAAAUUAUGAUAGUCCCGAUGGGGACUACGUGCAUCAAUCGAUGAAGUGGGAGGUAAAAUAAGAGAAGCAGAGCUUUAAAUUUGUUCGCUUGCCGUAAGGUCGACGAUUUGAAAUAAACAAACCUUUUUUAAUAAUCAAA